Molecule: messenger RNA, 5051 nt
Organism: Osmia bicornis bicornis
Lineage: Eukaryota; Metazoa; Arthropoda; Insecta; Hymenoptera; Megachilidae
Gene: Girdin
Product: girdin
Exons: 17
Coding region: 683-4438 (1251 amino acids)
Biological process (GO): cytoskeleton-dependent intracellular transport; cytoplasmic microtubule organization
Cellular component (GO): centrosome; cytoplasm
Molecular function (GO): dynein light intermediate chain binding; microtubule binding
Source: RefSeq, a predicted model, not a curated record
UGGCGCUGCAACAAUUUUUGUAAUGUAUGCAUUGUGUGUAUAUGCUACCUGAAUUGGCUAGAUGUUAGUUUUGUUUAUACAGUUUAAUCAUUUACAUUUAGGUGUUUUAAUUUCUUUUUAUGUUUCUAUAAAGUGUUUGAAAAGGUUGUAUGAUGUUGUACGCACUUUAACUAAAUGCUGAUAAUGUAUUAAAUAAAUUAAAUAGCAUAUUUAACAUUGAACAGAAAUUCAAAAUUGCAUGGUUGUAUUUUCUCUUGUUGCUAAAUACAUAAUAGUGAAAUGUAUUUAAACUACAUAUACUGAGCACACUGAAUAAACUAAAUAGAGGUUUAAUUAAAUGUUAAUGAGAAAUAUUAAAAUAUUUGUUUGCAUCAUACUGCUAACAUUUUUUUAUACAUCAUAGAAAUGUAAUUUAUGGACUUUUGCUUUUAGAUUUAGACUACUUUUAUUAUGACAUUUCAAUACAUAUGAAAGAAAUAUGUAAUAAUGUAUUUUUAAUCAAAUCGCCAAAAUAUAUCUUAAUAUUUUUACCAGUUGUUUCAUUAAUUAAAUUUUAGAAAAGAAGCAUUAAAAAAUUUCAACAAUUUGCAUUUAUCUGUAUACAUGUAUCUAUUUUGUAAAAAGAAAUGUUAGGGUCAUUUAUGAAAUAUUGUUUCAAUAAUUAAUGUGAGAACCCAUAAAAAUGGCUUCUUCUGAAAUUGAUGAUUUAUUAUCUGGACCAUUGGUGACUUGGUUCACCAGUUGCCUAGAGGAUCCUAAUUCCUUAACCAGUUAUUAUGAUCUAGUAGACGGUGUAUUAUUGCAUAAUGUAUUUUUGCAAAUAGAUCCAGAACCUAUACGUGAUGAAAUAGUCCCUCCAGAAGGAAAUUCAUUGAUUCGCACAAAAAACUUAAGAGCUGUGGUAGAUAAUAUGAAACAGUUUUAUGAAGAGGAAUUAGGACAUUUAGUUCUAAGGUUACCAGAUACAGUAAAUUUAGGCAAAGAACCAGAACAUUAUGUUGCAGAAAUGAAAUUAUUAUUACUGUUACUCCUUGGUUGUGCUGUACAAUGUCCUAAUAAAGAAAAAUUCAUUACAAACAUAAAAACAUUGAAUGUUGACACUCAGCUUGCAAUAGUGGACUGUAUUAAACAAGUAACUGAUCAUCAAGAUAUAGUUAUUACUCAAGAUGCAAUGGAAAAUGUAAAUAUGGGUUGUUUAUUUGGGCAAAUAAAAAAAUUGACUCAAGAAUUGGAUUUGUAUCGUCAGAAAUGGAGAAAUACUGUUAUAAACGAAAACGUCGAAGGAAACGACUCGUCCAUUAGCGGGGAACCCGAAGAAAUAAACAAAAUACAACAAUCUAAUCUUGUUAUUAAAUCAGAAAAUGAAGAUAAUCAUCAUUAUGCAGUUGAAUUAGCUGAUUGGAAAUCAAGAGUUAGAAAACAAAGACAAGAAUUGGAGGAGAAAACUGAAGCUUUAUUAGAAUGUAAAGAAGAACUUGAAUAUCAUAAAAUGUUAGUAAAUAAAUUAAAGCAAGAGAAUCAGGAAUUGAUGCAUGAAGCACGCACAGCAAAAUCUUAUAGAGACGAAUUAGAUGCAGUAAUUGAAAGAGCUGAUCGUGCCGAUCGAUUAGAAUUAGAAGUAGUAAGAUACAGGGAGAAACUUACAGACAUAGAAUUUUAUAAAACUCGGAUAGAAGAAUUACGUGAAGAUAACAGGGUUUUAAUGGAAACCAGGGAAAUGCUUGAAGAUCAAUUGAAUUCGUCACGAAGAAGAGCAGACAAAGUAUUAGAACUUGAGUCUGAAAUUAUUAAAUACAAACAGUUAUUGAAUGACAUGGCAUUGGAACGAGCAGCCGAUAAAGAAAAGUACCAAGAAUUAGUCGAAGAAAACACUCAGUUGCAGAAAUUAACAAAAGCUGCUGCAAAUGAAGCUGCACUAGCUGAUUCUAUAAGUGAUACUGAAGAACCUGCACACACUGAUAACAGAUUAUCCGAGCAAUUGACAAAUAAUGCACAAACAAGAGCAUUAAAAUUAGAAUUAGAAAACCGUCGACUAGUUACCUUAAUAGAUUCCUUAAAAGAAAAUUCAUUUCACGAAAAUUCAUCUCGUGUUCUAGAAUUAGAAAAGGAGAAAAAGAAGCUAUCGUUAAAAAUUGAAUCAUUAAAUGAUAAUAUUGAAAGGUUGACGCAACAAAAUUCAGAUUUGGAAUUAGUAUGGAAGCAAGCAUUGGACGAGAACAAAAAGCUACAUAACUCGUUGAAAAAUCAAAAAGUUGCAUCCGAGAAACAACAACAAGAAUUUCAGGUUCAACAUGUAAAAGUGAUAGAGUUGGAAAAAAAUUACGAUACGGCAGUGAAAGAAAAACAACGAGUUCAAACUUUGUUGGAAAGUGUACAAAGACGUGCAGAUGACUUAGAACGUAAUUUCGAAGUUGCAAACCAGAAAGUUGAAGAAUUAAAAAUUGUUGAAAAUAAUAUAAAAGAAAUUAAUUCCAAGUGUCUUGAUCUUGAGUCAAAACUUGUGGUAACUGAAAAAGAGAAAGACAUAGCACAACGUGAUAUUCAUCGUUACCGGGAAACUAUAGAGGAAAAGGAUGUCGCAUUAGAUAAAGCAGCAAAUAGUAUUGAAGUUUUGGAGAGAAAAGUAAUGCAACUUGAACAGGAUCUUCAUGAUUCUGUUACACAGAUUUCAAGGUUGCAAGAGAUUGAAAGGUCUAGCAAGGAACUGGAUUCGCGAGCUGCUAUUGAUAGAGAAACAUUAGAGAUUUUACAAUCUAAUUUAGUAGCUGAAAAAUUGAACACUCAACAAUUAUAUACUGUUUUAGAGAAACUUGGGUUUAGUGAUAACACGUUGUUGUCACUUCCCUUGGACAAUAUUCUAAAAAAAAUCGCACAAAUUCCGGAAGUCGUUAGUUACGUACAAGAAUCAAAUGAUUCUUGUUGCUGUGACAAAUCGAUACCAGAAUCUAAGACUUUUGAGAGCAAUGAAACUGGUAAUCUUCAUAGCACAUUAGAAGCAACGGUAGAAUCGCUCAAAAAGGAGCAAGAGCAUUUACAAAUGAAAUUAGCUACCGCGCAAACAGCAUCAGAGAAUUUACUAUCUGAACAUGCAAAGCUUCAAGUGCAGAUUACAACGUUACAAUCUCAAAACAAUUCAUUGGCAGCUCAACAUACAGCCUUACAACUUGCCAAUUCGCAGCUUGUCGCUGAAAAAGAAGAAUUGCUGAAACAACGCAGUUCACAACAGCAGACUCAUGCAAAACUUGUUCACGAUCAAGUCACUUUGCAAUCUUUACAUGAACAGUUGAAUAACGAGUAUGAAAAUUUAUUCCAUGAACAUGAUACUCUGAAAUCAAGUCUACGAGAUGUGAAAAAUGAAAUCAGAAUGUUACGCGAGUCUUAUGAAGGAAUCAAAGAGAAAAACAAACUAUUGCAAACUGAAAAAGAAUCAUUAGUAAAUGACGCGAAGAGUUUAAAUAAUUUACGAGGAGAACAUUCGAAAUUAAAGGAUGACUUCCGAAAUUUAUACACUGCUACAGAAAAGUUGAAAAUGGAAUAUAGAAAUUUGCAAGAAGAUUAUAGAAAAAAUAAAAUUGAAACAAAUCGAUUAAGUCUUAAAUUAACAGAGAUGCAAGGAGAACUUAGCACCAAAGAUGAAAGAUGUUCGAAUUUAGAACUUCAAGUGAAUAAACUAAAUCAACGUUGUGAAGUGUUACUACACAUGAAUUCCGGUUUAGAUAACGAUAGACGAUCCUUAAUGGAUCACAUUAGUUUGUUAUUUAGUCAAUAUCAUGAACUUUUAACUCAUUCUCUUGAAGAUAAAGAGCAUUAUCACAUGGAAGAAAAAAUGUAUACAGACACAGUAAAUUAUCUAUACCGACAAAAAGAAAAAUUAGAAGAUAAAAUCAUGGAGCAUUACAAAAAGCUAGAAAGUUGUACUGCAAAAAAGAAAGGAUUUGGAUCGAAUUUAGUACGAAGAGUUCGCAAAGCAUCAGAGUUUCUUAAUAAGAAUCGACGAUCUUGGGCUGAAGAUUCCAAACAUUCCGAAGGAAAAAUAUAUGAAUCGGAAUCUGGAGGAAAUGAUUCCGAUGGUAGUACAGAGGAUCAUAGACUAGCUGGAUCUGCUAGAGGUCUUGGAUCGGACGCAUUGUCCCUUGGUCAUCCGGGAACUAGAAGAACAGUAUAUUAUACGGAUGAUUCGCCGCCACCAUCAGCUAAUUUACCAGAACAAGGAGAUGAUAGACGUUCAAUUUUACUAGAACAAACACCGCGAUCAGAAGUGCAAGUAGAACCUCGACCAGUUUUAAUAUAUAACAAAGUAUCAGCAGUUAUAAAUGAAUCAAAGAAUCUUAAUAAUAGUGAUAUGAAGGAUGUAGAGCAAGAAGAAAUUGUGGAAACUCCUGUUGAUAAAGAUACGAAAGCAGGCAAUCCGGUGUGGUACGAGUAUGGUUGUGUAUGAUUCAACGUUCUUUCCAUUCAUUGUGUGCUUAUCACAAAAUUUGUGCUUUUUUACCGUAUUGUAAUAAUGUAACUCUAUUUUCUAAUCAUUUAAUUAACGAAUGUUUUUUAUAAUUCGUAUUGUAAUUGAAUGUUUCAAAAGACUUUCUACAUGAUAGCAAUUGUAAUUGAGCAUUUACGAGUUCCUAGAAAAGUUUUAUGGCAACAGCGCUUAUUGCCAAUUUAUUUUCAAAUGCAGUAUUUAUUUUACACUUGGUACUUUUAAUAUAUCAUUGACAUGUCUUCAAACAGAUUUUUAUGUAUUUAUAUAUAGUUUAUAAAUAGUUAACUGUACAUCAGCUUGUAUGUAAUAAUGCGAGAUACGCAUUUUCUUUUGAAAACAGCGUAAUUAUUGUGUGUAUAGCGACCUAAAUAUUCAACGAAUAUUACCAAUAUUUAACUUGUUUCUUAUGAUGAACAGUUAAACUAAUUAUACUAAGUCUAUUCUUGCUUUUAUUAGAAGCGAAAAAUAACAGUGACUAUAUUAGAUAAAUGUGUUCUUCUUAAUUAUGCGAAAUUCCAUAUUUUGUUUUAAAUAUUGUAAAUAAUAAUAACUGAUGUAUUCUUUUCAUUAA